This is a messenger RNA of Guyanagaster necrorhizus, 2297 nucleotides long. RefSeq names its product P-loop containing nucleoside triphosphate hydrolase protein. Gene Ontology annotation, cellular component: nucleus. Gene Ontology annotation, biological process: mitotic DNA replication checkpoint signaling; DNA replication initiation. The transcript is spliced from 3 exons. NCBI's taxonomy places the organism in Eukaryota, Fungi, Basidiomycota, Agaricomycetes, Agaricales, Physalacriaceae. Bases 22 to 1953 code for a protein of 643 amino acids. The record is from RefSeq and is a predicted model, not a curated record. Gene Ontology annotation, molecular function: ATP hydrolysis activity; DNA replication origin binding.
CCAACAUCGACAUCGACGGCGAUGCAGACCCCACGCUCAAUGCAGCUAUCGAUCCUUGGCAAGCGCACUCAUCGUAGUGAGCUGUCGUCACCCUCGAACUGCGAGCAGCUGCAGACACCAGUCCCGACUCCCAAUCCCAAACGCCCCAAGACGACAAAAACCAUACUCGAUGGCGACGACAACAAGGAAAAUAUUCCCCCGUAUCUCAUUCAGGCGGUCAACGUGUAUUCAUCAUCACCAAUCUCAGUCAGAGCUGCGCGUGCCCUCAGGAGGACAUCGACUGAAGCUGCUAUUGCUUCGUCGCGCCGUCGGCCAUUGCUGCCAGAGAGGCGCGCAUCUACAUCGUCGUUGAUUCCUCCUUCAACGCCCAUAGCACAAUUAAUCAUAUCAACACCACCACCUACCCCUCCCUCACUUUUACCUAUUCAUGCCCGAGCUCGCGCCUUGCUUCGUGCUACAUGCGAUUGUAUAGGCGAUAUGCCAGGGCGCGAGAGGGAACGCUCAGUUAUCCGAGAUUUCAUUACCACAUGUCCUGCGACUUCCCACAGCAGAGAUCAAUGGUCUAGUCUGUACAUUUCCGGGUCGCCUGGCACAGGAAAGACAGCCCUCGUCAAUUCUCUCAUCCAAUCUCUUGGUACCAGCUUGGACGGGAUGAAGGUCGUUACGGUGAACUGCAUGGCCCUUGAAAAUGUUGAAGCUUUGUGGGAGCGACUGUCCGAGGAACUUCUAGGGCCCUCCAAACGGAAACGGUCCAGGAAGAUUAUUAAGGGAAAAGGGAAGGGGAGGGAGACCCUAGAAGAUAUUUUGUCCAGUCUUGACAACAAAUGCCUUCUGGUAUUAGACGAGUUGGAUCAUAUAGCCGCCACCUCACAGUCCUUAUCGGCCGUGUUCUCCCUUCCCGCAUGCAAUUCCUUUGCCCUAUGCGUCAUCGGCAUUGCCAACACUCACACUCUUACAUCAUCGACAGCCUCAUUCUCUUCAUCUGUGCAGACACUCCACUUCCCUCCUUAUACACCUGCGCAGCUCUUACUGAUUGUUCAGGCACGACUGGCUCCCCUGUACGACGCCGAAUCUGCCGAGGAAGCCCAGAAGCUACUUCCUGCCGCACCUCUUGCAUUGUUGACGAAGAAAGUCGCUGCGUUGACAGGGGACGUACGAAGUCUCUUCGAGAUUUUGCGGGGAGCCAUUGAUAUUGCUGUGACGCCGGAUACAUCCAAGGGCGUUCAAUCCUCUUUGGGUUUUUCUGUUACACCCGCACAUAUUCUUGGGGCCCUCAAGGCGCAUGGUCCAUUGAACAAGGUGUCGUCACCCGCCGCGUCCUCGGCAACUGCACGGUCAUGUAGCAGCGAAAUUGCCACCAAGGUCAGGUCCUUGGGUCUCCAAGCGCGACUCGUGCUUCUUUCGGUCCUUCUGUCUUCGAAACGGACGGACGCUGGAUUACCUCUUACGACGUCUACUUCGUCGUCACCUACUAAGCGUUCUCAGUCAUCGCCACGUCUUUCAGUAGUGCCAAGUGUAGAGACGUCCCAGUUACAUGUUUUCUAUUCUGCUGUCUUAAGACGCAGUGACAGCAAUGUUUUCGUGCCUGUGUCCCGCAGCGAAUUUGGAGAUGUUGUCAGUAUGUUGGAAGGUUUUGGCUUGGUAUCCAUGAUGUUCGUCCAUAGAUCUAAAGGGGGCAAGCACUCGUUUACCAGGAGCACAUCCUUUAUGCAGGGUAUGCCAAAGAAUGUCGUAUCUGGGAACGUCCGACUUGCUGCAGGUGUUUGGCCCGAGGAAGUCCUGAGAGGCAUGGGUAUUGGAGCAUCAGAGACAUUGGUAUCUGAUGGUGUCAUAGAGGAGGAAGUGUCUGCUCUCUGGCGACAAGAGCUCUCCAGGCUGGAAAGAGACAGGAAGAAUGCUGAGGCCAAAGAUAAGCAGGAUCUGCAUUUCACUAAUGCUACGGAAGAUGAUUAAUCUUGAUUUGUUUUGUUAUGUGCUUAUUUCCUAUUUUGCUUGCAUACUAUCCACCAUUGUCAUUUCCUUUGCAUUUGUUUCACUUUUCUUGUUCUGUUGGUUUUGAUACUAGUUGUUUUGUAUGCUAUUUUGACACUAACCCAAAGUUUUGAUAUAGCAAUGUUAGAGGGAAGUGUGGAAGACUGCUGUUAUGAGUUGUUCCACGGCCCGAUACUUUGACCUGAUGUUUUUCCCUCUUUCCCCCGUCUCCUGGUUUAGUCCAUAUUUGUUAUUCCUACUGUAUAUAUAUAUAAGCCAGUACACAUAUUGUAGCUAGAGGUUUUUGCAAUUGACCAAGCCUUUAC